GUUUCGGUUUACGAGAUUCGCGCGCUUUUGAAUCUACGCCCAUCAUAGGUCGCGGUCCGAUCAAUCGAAUUAUCGAUCAUGGGUGGGGAAUUUGAAAUUCCCCGCCGGAAUGCCCCCUUACGAACCUUCCAUCGCACGAGAAUAUUAAAUAUCACGUAGUUUUAUAUCAUUUGAUCAGGCUUUCUAGAUGCAAAAACUUCUACUCGUUUCAAACACCCAGAUCGUACUUUUGGCAAAUGCGACCUUAUACAUGUAUCAUUAAAUACGCGGUACUCAUUCAUGUUAUUGUUGAAUUGGUAGAAGUAGCCUACGUACGUGCCCUUGUAUUCUCCGAGCGUCUAUAUCUGAUUCCCUCUGCACAUUUGCAUUUACGUGUAUACGGUAGCACGCUUCGCACGUGUUCACCAUGACGUAUGCACGCGCGCUCUUUCUGUCUUGCUAUUGUAUAAAUGGGCAUAUCUCAUGUUCCCGUACUGUUUGUUACAACGGACUGACCUACGCAGUCCGUUAUUACUGUAGUAAUAUACAAUUUGACGAGCACGUAAUUCGUAGUUUUUCUAUUUUUAUUCCUAUAUGUUCUUCAUUUGAAACAUCGUUAAGCCGAAGCGCAGAUACGGCACUAGAAAUUCGAUUCUUGUGUUUCUUCCUACUAUACAUAGUUGAAUUUGAAUGACAUUAUAUACUUAUUGCUGAUGCCAUCCGCUGCAUUCAUCAUUAUACGACAAGAGGAAAGACCGAAGGCGUCGAAUCUUCACAGAAAACCCAGCAGCGCUUGGCGAAAGGAACGUAGGCGUGAUCCGAUUCAAAGCGAAGCUCUGGAUAUGUCAGCUGCUAGGGUACAUCACCAUGCAAGGCCGAGCGUUAUCGUACCAACGACACCUCAACCAGGAACUACCGUCGAAGAUACGCCCGUAGCCGCAUGUCCAGUAAAUUCUUCUACGGCAUCGGGGGUGCCAAGAACCGGCGUCAGGAGCAGCGGAGUUGUAUGCGACCCAGCAAUUGACGAACACUUCAAAAGGUCCCUUGGUCUCGAGGAAUACGCAGCUGUAUUUGAUGCGACGGCAUCUAACGACAAGGAGUCGGGCCUUAGCGUAGACGACCACUUUGCCAAAGCACUGGGUGAGACGUGGACUCGAUUGCAAGCUACAAACAGGAGCAAGGAUUCCACUUAACCUUUGGUCGCUGACUUCCGAAGCAGGUGUUUAAUCGCCUGUGUUGGCCGAAUCCUGCUACCAUCGUUCUACGUGCUUGAUCCAAACAACCAGUAAGCUGCUUGCGGAAUCUCUGUUACUGGAUCGCCGGAAUAUAUUACUUGUAAAUAAAGAUAUAGCUUAAUCAACAA
Molecule: messenger RNA, 1342 nt
Organism: Athalia rosae (coleseed sawfly)
Lineage: Eukaryota; Metazoa; Arthropoda; Insecta; Hymenoptera; Athaliidae
Gene: Tgi
Product: transcription cofactor vestigial-like protein 4
Exons: 5
Coding region: 693-1172 (159 amino acids)
Biological process (GO): negative regulation of DNA-templated transcription
Molecular function (GO): transcription coactivator binding
Source: RefSeq, a predicted model, not a curated record